Camellia sinensis is the source of this 1619-nucleotide messenger RNA. RefSeq names its product malate dehydrogenase [NADP], chloroplastic. Gene Ontology annotation, molecular function: L-malate dehydrogenase (NADP+) activity. The record is from RefSeq and is a predicted model, not a curated record. Gene Ontology annotation, biological process: malate metabolic process. NCBI's taxonomy places the organism in Eukaryota, Viridiplantae, Streptophyta, Magnoliopsida, Ericales, Theaceae.
UACAAUCCAACUUUUGCCUCACUCUCUCUCUCUCUCUCUCUCUCUCCUCUCUCUAUACUAUUCACCAAUUUCUUCCCCUUUCUCUCUCUAAAUCCAGAGCUUCUCUCUGUCUCUGCUACCAUGGCAGUGGCAGAGUUGUCUUCUUCAUACACUAAAACCAGCCUUCACUCUUCACAGCUUUCAUUCCUGUCAAAUCGUCUCUCCAAUCCCUCACGUCGAAUCGAUCUCCAGCCACUCCCUCCGACACGAAAUGCAAGAGUUGUUUGCUCUGUUGCAUCCAUUCAAGUUCAAGCACCGGUCCCUGUGCAUGCCGAAGACCCCAAGAUGAAGCGCGAAUGCUAUGGCGUGUUCUAUGUCACUUAUGAUCUCAAGGCUGAGGAACAGACAAAAACCUGGAAGAAAAUGAUUAAUAUUGCAGUCUCAGGUGCUGCUGGGAUGAUCUCCAAUCAUCUACUGUUCAAACUUGCAUCUGGUGAGGUAUUUGGGCGGGAUCAACCAAUUGCAUUAAAACUUUUGGGGUCUGAAAGGUCAUUUCAAGCUCUAGAAGGAGUUGCCAUGGAACUAGAGGAUUCAUUAUAUCCUUUGUUGAAGGAGGUCAGUAUUGGCAUAGAUCCUUAUGAUGUAUUCCAAGAUGCCGAAUGGGCACUUUUGAUUGGAGCAAAGCCUCGAGGGCCUGGAAUGGAACGAGCUGACUUAUUAGAAAUAAAUGGGAAGAUUUUUGCCGAACAGGGAAAAGCUCUUAAUGCAGUGGCAUCGCGUAAUGUCAAAGUGAUAGUAGUGGGCAAUCCCUGCAACACCAAUGCAUUAAUUUGUUUGAAAAAUGCACCAAACAUACCUGCAAAGAAUUUCCAUGCUUUGACUAGAUUAGAUGAAAAUAGAGCAAAAUGCCAGCUGGCCCUCAAAGCAGGUGUCUUCUAUGACAAAGUGUCAAAUAUGACUAUAUGGGGAAACCACUCAACCACUCAGGUUCCGGACUUUUUGAAUGGUAGAAUUGAUGGCUUACCUGUCGAAGAGGUUAUUAAGGACACCAAGUGGUUAGAAGAAGACUUCACUGAAAAGAUUCAAAAGAGAGGUGGUGUGCUUAUUAAGAAAUGGGGAAGAUCCUCAGCUGCAUCAACUUCUGUCUCAAUUGUUGAUGCCAUAAGGUCUCUUGUAACUCCCACCCCUGAGGGUGAUUGGUUUUCUUCUGGAGUUUUCACAAAUGGAAAUCCAUAUGGUGUGGCAGAGGAACUUGUUUUCAGCAUGCCAUGCAGGUCAAAGGGGGAUGGCGAUUAUGAACUUGUCAAGGAUGUUAUAUUUGAUGACUACCUUCUGAAGCGAAUAACCAAGGCUGAAGCUGAGUUGCUUGCCGAGAAGAAAUGUGUGGCCCACCUCAUAGGAGAGGGUAUUGCUGUUUGUGAUCUACCUGAGGACACAAUGCUUCCUGGAGAAAUGUAGAAGCGAUCUAAAGCCUAUUUAUCACAAAGGUCUCCCGCCUUGAGAAAGCAGGAAAUGAUAGAAUAUUCAUUCUUGAUUGAUUCCUCUAUUAUUCAUGUAGAAUAAGAAUCUGCAAUAGCCAAUAAAAUUAUUUAGCAGGUUGUAAUGAUGAACUUGGCAAUUUAAUUUAAUCCAUUUGAGAA